Messenger RNA from Lotus japonicus, 3446 nucleotides. Its product is annotated as homeobox-leucine zipper protein HDG1. Gene Ontology annotation, molecular function: DNA-binding transcription factor activity, RNA polymerase II-specific; lipid binding; DNA binding. Gene Ontology annotation, biological process: regulation of DNA-templated transcription. Lineage: Eukaryota; Viridiplantae; Streptophyta; Magnoliopsida; Fabales; Fabaceae. The record is from RefSeq and is a predicted model, not a curated record. Bases 658 to 3084 code for a protein of 808 amino acids. The transcript has 9 exons.
GUGGUGUGGUGUCAACCGUUUCUUCUUUUUUUGCUUCAAAAGUCUUUGGUGGUGUGUGUGAAUAAGACUAUGUCUAAAACCGAUUUAGAUAGAUAGAAAAGAAAAAAAGGUUUUUGUUAAUGUUGCUACAUCAUGUCCUUUUUUUUGUUGACAAAAUCCUAAAUCUUUGUUGUUUUAUUUUAUAUUCUUUUCUUAUCUCCGAUGUUUUUGGCUUAGACUCCUUGGAUUUUCUCAUUCCUGGUUGUCUCUGUCAAAAUCUCCAAUACUGACAAAGAAUCGGUUAAGUGUGAAAUAUAGAAAAAAAUUUAGAAUCCUCUCUUUCAUAUGGGUCACUGUUUUGUGAUUUUUCAAUUUUCUGUUGUUGAACAAAGUGUGAAUCUUGGAUCAGAAAGGAAGGGUCUUUCUUGUCUUCUUCCCUUUUCUAUCUGUUUCUGGAAUAGUCUAUCUAUUAUUAAAAGUCUUAUUAUGUCUUCUGUUUUUAUAUAAAAUAAUUGAAUCUUGUUUAAAGGUCAAAUAGUUCAGAGUGUGGGGAAUCAAUCAUCAAAAACUGAAAAGUUCCUAGGCAAAAGUGACAGGGUCAAUUUUGGGUAAAAAGGGUUGAACUAUAUAUAAGAGUCAGAAUGGAAGGAAUUGAGUGGUGUUGUUCUAUUUUCUUUUAUGGGGUUUGAGGUUUUGACUAACACCAAGAGUGUGAACAGUUGUUGCAGUGUGGUCGGUGCAAGAGUUGAUAACAUGUCUCAGCCUAUGUCCAGUGCAAUGCAGAAUUCACCUGCCUUCUUUUCCAACCCAAGAGGAAUGGAGGGACAUAACGAGAUGGGGCUGAUUGGGGAAGGCUUGGAUUCUGGUUUGCUGGGAAGAAUGAGAGAUGAUGAGUAUGAAAGCCGGUCUGGAAGCGAUAACUUUGAUGGAGGUGCAUCUGGUGAUGAACUGGAUGGCGGUGAUGAUCUGCCGCAUAGGAGGAAGAGAUACCACAGGCACACUCCCAAUCAAAUUCAAGAGCUGGAGAAUUUCUUCAAGGAGUGUCCUCAUCCGGAUGAGAAGCAGAGGAUGGAUCUUAGCAGGAGGCUGGGAUUGGAAAAUAAGCAAGUCAAGUUCUGGUUCCAGAAUCGGCGAACCCAGAUGAAGACCCAGCUGGAACGCCAUGAGAACUUGAUGCUGAGGCAGGAGAAUGAGAAGCUCAGAGCUGAGAACACCAUGAUGAAAGAAGCCAUGAACAACCCAAUAUGUAACAGCUGUGGAGGCCCAGCCAUGCCUGGCCAGAUUUCGUUCGAGGAGCAUCAAAUACGUAUUGAAAAUGCUCGUCUCAAGGAUGAACUUAACCGUAUUUGCACUCUGACGAACAAAUUCCUGGGAAAGCCAAUGGCAUCCUUUACUAGUCCUAUGGGCCUUCCAGCCUCACAUUCUGGGCUUGAACUGGGCAUUGGGAGGAAUGGGCUUGGCAGCUCUAGCUCUCUUGGCACCCCCUUGCCAAUGGGGCUUGAUUUUGGAGAUGGUGUCAUGGGCACUCCAUCUUCAAUGCCUGGUCUCACAUCACAAAUGGGAUCAAUGAGCAGGAAUGAGCUUCAGCUCGACAGAUCAAUGCUCAUUGAUCUGGCUUUGGCUGCCAUGGAGGAGCUGCUGAAGAUGGCUCAGACAGACAGCCCUCUCUGGAUGAAGAGUGCAGACGGUGGGAAAGAAGUAUUGAACAAUGAGGAAUAUGCAAGGUCGUUUUCACCUUGCAUUGGUCCGAAACCCACCGGCUAUGUCACUGAAGCCUCUAGGGAAACAGGGGUAAUGAUGAUCAACAGUUUGGCACUUGUGGAAGCUAUGAUGGAUGCGAAUCGUUGGGCUGACAUGUUCCCAUCAAUGAUUGCAAGAGCUGCCAUUCUUGAUGUUGUAUCUGGUGGAAUAUCUAGUGGAACCAGAAAUGGUGCUUUACAAGUGAUGCAUGCAGAGGUUCAGUUGCUUUCACCACUAGUCCCUAAUCGUCAGGUGAGAUUCCUCCGGUUCUGUAAGCAGCACGCAGAAGGUGUGUGGGCUGUGGCUGAUGUUUCUGUUGAGAUGGGUCAUGACGCUGCUACCGCACAGCCAUUCAUGAGCUGUAGGAGGCUUCCUUCUGGCUGCAUUGUGCAGGACAUGCCCAAUGGUUACGCCAAGGUUACUUGGGUUGAACAUUGGGAGUAUGAUGAGAAUAUUGCCCACCAACUAUAUCGGCCAUUGCUGAAUUGUGGCAUGGGAUUUGGCGCUCAUAGAUGGAUCGCCACCCUCCAAAGACAGUCUGAAUGCUUGGCUGUCCUCAUGUCUUCCAUCUCAAGUGGUGAUCACACAGCAAUGAACCAAGAUGGUAGGAGAAGCAUGUUGAAGCUGGCACAGCGCAUGACCAAAAACUUCUGUUCUGGGGUUUGUGCUUCAUCAGUUCACAAGUGGGAGCUUCUUCACCUUGGGAACAUGGGUGAUGACAUGAGAGUGAUGACCAGGAAGAAUUUGGAUGACCCUGGCGAGCCUCACGGGAUUGUUCUCAGUGCUGCUACUUCUGUCUGGAUGCCGGUGUCGCGGCAGAGGCUGUUUGACUUUCUGCGUGAUGAGCAGCUGAGAAGCGAGUGGGACAUCUUGUCCAAUGGGGGACCAAUGCAGGAGAUGGUCCAUAUUGCUAAAGGACAAGGACAGGGAAAUUGUGUUUCUCUACUCCGUGCUAGUGCUGGUAAUGCCAAUGAAAGCACUAGCAGCAUGCUGGUUAUACAAGAGACAUGGAUGGAUGCCUCGUGUUCGGUGGUGGUGUACGCACCGGUUGAUGUGCAGUCUCUGAAUGUGGUGAUGAGCGGUGGUGAUUCUGCAUAUGUGGCACUCUUGCCUUCAGGUUUCGCCAUUCUUCCUGAUGGUGGUGGCCACAACAAUGACAGUUCCAACAAAAGCAGUACUUCACAGAAGGGUGUUGCCGCGGCUGAUGGUGGUAGUGGUGGAUGUUUGCUCACAGUUGGCUUCCAAAUCCUGGUGAACAACAUGCCAACCGCAAAUCUAUCCGUGGAGUCCGUUGAUACUGUCAACAACCUCAUCUCAUGCACUAUCCAGAAGAUAAAAGCUUCGCCAUCUCUCCUAGCUGCAUAACAACCAUUUUGUUAUGCAGUGCAACACCUUACUUUUCUGCACCUUUUUUUCUCUUACAAAACAUUGAAUUUUUGAAAGGUUUCAUAUUAUAUAUCUGGGUGUAUAGGCUUCGCAUAAGUGAGGUUUGGAGUCAAGAGCGAACCGCAAAAGAGGAACCUCAAGUUUUCUGUUCCUGCUGGUUCGGGUAUUGACUCGUUGACCUGCGAAUUUGUCUUCGCACUCUUAUCCAACAAAACUUGGGCCUCUUAUUUAUAAUUUCGUCCUAUACAUUUGCCAAUGGAAAGUGUUGAACUAUUAUACCUUUUGAAAUGGAUUUUCAUAUUGUAGACAAUUGUUCUACUUUAUAUUUUACCUUGGGAUUA